This is a messenger RNA of Leishmania braziliensis MHOM/BR/75/M2904, 5718 nucleotides long. RefSeq lists its product as hypothetical. The record is from RefSeq and is a predicted model, not a curated record. The transcript has a single exon. NCBI's taxonomy places the organism in Eukaryota, Euglenozoa, Kinetoplastea, Trypanosomatida, Trypanosomatidae. Gene Ontology annotation, molecular function: DNA-binding transcription factor activity. Bases 1 to 5718 code for a protein of 1905 amino acids. Gene Ontology annotation, cellular component: cytosol.
AUGCUCACAGCAACCAGACCCGGCGCACCAGGGAUUAUCGUGCAUGUGCCGCAUCACCCCGGCAAUGCCACUCACCGCCGCCAGAGCGUGGGAUGCACCAGCCACCGCCGCUCCAGCGCAUACAGUGGCGGAAGUGGGUGCCCUAGAAACUGCGACAGCGCCAUCGAUAUCAAUGGAAUUUCCAUUGACCGAGUUAUGUACCUGAGGACGGCCCUUGAUGCCCUGCCGGGAGUGGCGCUGCGGGAGUACUUCGCCCCUGUCAUGCGGCUCAAGAAGCAGCUGCUCCUGCGCCAGCGAAGUGUCCGACAACGAUUCCCGUCAUGCGACACUGUCGAAGGUGCGGCGGCGUAUGCAAAGAUGGUAACGGACGCACUGACGUCGCUGACCCGUGCACUCAACACGGCCGGCGGAGAUCUAAUGCUGGACGAAGGCACGGGCAAUCUGUCCCUAGAGCCGAAGGAGGUCAUUGCCUGCUUGAAGGAUAAAGUCGCCCCUGUCAGCAUCGAGGCUGGCGGAGUGCUGGUCUACCCCCGUGAACCUCCUGAGGCGUCGUUUGUGUACAUUGUCAUGGCGGGCACUGUGUCCGCGACCUUUUUCCAGCCACAGGCGCAGUCGCAGUCUUCGGCACCUCAGCAGCAACGCCGUGGCGGCGGCUUGGGGGUUCGCAGGGAGCGGAGGAUGUACUUUACCUCGGCCAAGGAUGUAGUGCGCCUGUGCGGCGGUGGCCUCGCGCCAGAGGUGGCGUUGACCAUGGAUGACUACCCAGCCACCGAUUCUGUGGGAUGCAAUAACUCCACCGUCGCUGGUGGCGGGAGGGCGAACGACGACGGGACCUCCGUCUCCAACGUGACGACUGCAAUUCAGCGCUCACUGCGACGGGCCAGCCGCACCGUCGGACAGCCAACGCUGCGGCCCACCGGUACAGAGCAGGUACGUGCCCCUGUGGUGCUGGGAGCCGGUGAGGCUUUUGGACUGGCGCCAUUCAAGUACGUGUGCUACACAGCCUCGACCACCCCUACCGUUGCACCAACCUCCGGGACUGCCUCGACCGCAUCGAAGAGCGCAAAAGGCAACGAGGGGGCAACCUACGAGGAGUUCGUUGACACCUUCCGCAUCCGCACGAGCGACGUGCACGCCGCUCUCAUUGACAUUGCUGCCCGGCAGCGGGCGGAGCGGCUGCAACGUUCGCCGCACCGGUACGUGCCGUGGUGCACUGCUGCAAAGGGCGAGAUUGUGCCGCGUGGGACCGUCCGCACUGUCGCCGAUUUCAUCGUGGCUGCCCGACGUCGUUCCCUCUACAGUGACUAUGCCGCCACGGAGCUGCUACUGCGGCAGAGCUGGCUGCUGCAGGAUGUGCCGGCGCCCACAAUUCGCGCCUUGAUCUCGCACAUGGUGCCGCGCACAUACAUGCCUGGCGAGGUGAUGGCCUGCCCCCACACGCCCGGGUCCUCUCGGCAGCUUUGUUUCCUGCGGCGGGGUCGUCUCAACGUGUUUGUGUCCCCAAAGAGUGGCGGCAGUCCGGCACCAUUGAUGUCGGGUGAGUUGCCGAAUGAUUUGACGGCGUCGCGCUCUUCAUGCGAGAGGUGCGGUUGCUGGUACAUUGGAGAGACAACCAGAGCCCAGCCGGCGGAGGUGGUCGAAUCAGGAGCCUCCUUUGGCGAGCUGUCGGUGCUUUUCCACGAGCCGCGCCAUUGCGUACUGCGGGCAGACACGGUGUGUGACGUGUGGUGCCUACCGCACCGAAGUUUCACCGCGCUGAUGCAGCGUGAUGCCGCCCUGCGUGAUGGACUGUUGCAGAAGGCGGCAGUUCUCCGCGUUGAGUGGAUGGGCGAGCAGCGCUUCACGCACGCCCUAGCACAGCAGCUGCGGGCCGGCUCCGAGCUGCUGAAGCCGCUCCCUGAUGUAGCCAUUCGCCUCAUCCAGGAGCGACUUGAGCCAGUCAUCUAUACGCCAGGCUCGCUCGUGGCGAGCACGUCGACAAGGUGCACCGAGAUGAUCUUCAUCAUGGGCGGCACUGUGUCUACACUUUGUGAAGGGGUUGCUGCAUACGGCACAGGGGACGUGCUUGGCGAGGGAUGUCUGAUUCCGCAUCGAUGGCCACUGGGGCUUGCUGCGCGCACGAUGGUGGAGGGCUGGCGCAUCAAGGUGAAGCAUCUCAUUGACGCCCUCCGGCGGAUGGACCUACUGCAUCGGUACUCGGGUCUGGUCACGAGCCAAACACCGCAGCUCAUGAAGAAGAUCUUUGGCACCCCACAACCAGAGAUCGAGGUGGACGCUGUUGGUCGGCAACGCAUGCCUACGGUGGGGGCACCUCCUGGAGGCUUCGCCAGCUACCUUAUCUACGGCCGUGCGGUGAGCGAGGUGCAGCUGAAGGCGCUGUGCUUCCUUUAUCGCGACUAUGUACGCUGGGAGGACAUCAACUAUUCGACGAUGGAUCGUGGGGCUGACAAGGCAGCCGCGGUAUCCAUGCAGACGACCCUCAACGCUCUCGCUCAUGAUGUGGCUGUCAGUCGCCUUAGCGGAGGAAAAGGCCAACCGGUGUCUGCCGCGCUGGACGAGCACCAAAAGCGUCGAAACAUUGGUGACACGGGUGAUAAGUCUUGGAAGACCGUAGUCAAGAGUGCUGCUGUUGCCGCUGCCCCUCCCACCACUGCUAGCCCUCUACCCCGCCUAGACGAUGCUCCGGCCGCUGCAGGGUCCGGACGCAACGCCGCUCGAACCAAUAGUGGACGGCGCCAACCCACGCGUCAGCCGCGCGUCGGUGGUUGCCGUGGUCCCGAGCAGCGGUUCGGAAAUGCUGGCGCCUUCCUUGUGAAGCAAGCUUUCCUCGGUGAGGAAGUGCCAUCGAAGGCUGCGGCAUCUCUUGCCAAGACACAUGCCCAUGGAAGCCACAGACACCCACCGCUGCCACCUCGCUUGCAUCGUAUGGUGCGCCUGCUUGAGGAGCGUAACCGCACCUGGGCAGCCGAGCAGUGCCACGAGGCAUCUCUCGCACAGCAGGGGAUGAUUCAGCGCGACGUCACCAUCUGGAAUCGAGCGGUGCUGCGGUCUACGGCGACGCCGGGCACACCGGUGCCCAACAGCCAUCCAUUCCGAUUUGCGACAGCAGCCGCAACUACGGCAACCAUGGCCCAUUUGCGCACCGCCACAGGUGUCUUCUCUGACACCCACCCCGCCCCUGUGCACAUCUUUCUUCAGGGGGAAAAGCCGAAGUAUGAGUUGACUCUUGACGAGGCCAUCGCCGUCGGUUACGUCUUGCAGCUGCCCAGCAUCGCCCAGAUCCAGCACUCGGUCUCGCUGGUGGACCCGGACGUCGCACUCGGGCCGCCAGCGCAACGGGGACGCCGGUACCUCAUGUCUAUCACCCCCAACGACCGCUACACAAAGCACAACUUUCUUUUCGCGGCUGCCGAUCUCAAGGACGGCAACUCUGCUGAGUCACAUCAGAAGACUGCAGAGGCCAAGGUGGAGGCGACGCUGCGCAGCAAGACACGGAAACUGCUCACCAUGAUGCGUACUGCCGUGGCAUCCCGCAUGGACGGCGAAGCGGCGUUUGCGUCAGCGGUAGCGUUUCACCCAACGACAAUCUCGGGCGAGUGCAGCACCGCUGACAGCGGUGCUGUGGCACCACCGCCUGACACACUGGUGCUGGUGAAUGAAUCCCAGGUGCAGUCGCUGGACAGCGACACUGAAGGGCUGGCAAACUCCCCUCCUGCAGUCGCCGCCACCCCGUCGCCGGAUCGCUCUGGGCGGCAGCAGACGCUUCUGUCAAGUCCGGGGAUUGUUGUCCUCGCCGACUCGAUGGAGACGCUGUCACCCUUAGGCUCUCCUGGCAAAGUCAGUAGUCAGAGGAAAGAGGCGGCGUUCCAGCGGCUGGUGAAGCGGAAUGCAGCGCAGGCGAUCGAGCUGCUGUGCAAACACUACGACAUUUCAUGGAGCUUCUCGUGGCCUGGCCUGCCGUCUGACAUGACGUCGCAAAUGCGGCACGGUGUGGGGGACGGGCACAGCGCCAACGGCUCCGGCUAUAUGACGCCGCCGGGGACUACGUCGUUGGAGUCGCAGCGACGUGCCCAGCAGCUACAGAAACCCAGUCUUCUUGAGAGGCUAGAGGCUGCGGCCACGAGUGUCGUGCGGAAUGCGAUUUUCAUGAGCGGACUGCCGCUGCCACCGCUGGUGCUGCCGAGAGAGUUGAGUGAAAGUGCAACAGACGCUGAGGCACCGCAAAGAAGCGAUACUGACGCCGAUGACGGCGGCGCACUUCUCACGAGCAACAGGACACUGUCCUACCCGCAGCUGGUGCGGGCCACAGCGCGCGAUCGCUGGCAUAGCGCCAACCAACUCACUGCCCGGAGUGCGCCACCGUUCACAUCUGAGCUGUCGGUGCCUCUGUUGUCGCAGAAGGUCGCCGGGACGAAUAUGGCAACCUCCGACACUACUGCGAAGGUGGCUGUGCCCGGUGCGGGUCUUGUGGAGCACUUCUACCACUGUAGCCAGCAGCGCAGAGCUCCUGUCCUCUUUGUGGAGGGCUACGGGCCGCUGCAGCCGCUGCUGGAGAGCUGGAUAGAGUACCCACCUACUAUCCACGCCAGCGCCGUAGGUGGCAGUGAGCCGUACGCGGGCAACGUCAGUAUAGACCGUGUUGGCGGGGGCGGGUCUCAGUUUUCGCGCCCGACCACGUCGAUAGCAGCCGCCGCGGCUCUGCGCCGCAGUGCCUCACGCCCAGGUGGCUUGAGCGGUUCUUUCCGUGGUGGCGGUGUCAGUCAUCAGCACUACCCCCUCCGCGGCAGCAACGUCUCGGCGUCUGGCAGCUCAGGGCAGAUGGCUCCAUGGGUGGAGGAGUUCACCAUGCCGAAUGCCGAGGCCACCGAAAUGUAUAUUCGCCGCAUCCAACGUGACAUUAACGGGCUGAACGCGGUGGCAAAGGAGCAGCAGAGGGAGCGCAAUGAGGCACACGCGCGCAACGGCCGCACCGCCAAGUAUGUAGCGGCGAUGGAGGCGGCCCUCGGCAAACCCAACAAGGAAGAGUUGGAGGCGCUGGAAGCGUGGCGGACCCAGUAUCGACACGUCGGCAGCGAAGCGCGGCGUCGCGCCUCGCUCCCCGUCGCGCUACGCACCGAGGCCGGCCAGGACUACAUGAAGCGAGAGCUGGAGUACCUGGUCGCUACUCCCGCCUUAAUGGAUGACCCGGUGUGGCGUUACACGUCUGGCGUGCAGGAAUGGCAGGACCAGCAAGCCAAUCGCGAAGAGGGAACUUCUCUCUUCUCUGGCGCGUUGAUAGAGGCGGGGUCUGGGGCCAAUGUGUCAGGUGCCGGUGCCGCCUCCGCACUAGACAGGCCAAGGCGCGUGGUGGCCACCAUCGGCGCAGCGAGCCUGGGCUUUACCCCCGCCCCACUACAGAGCCCAUCUGCGCAGAUGAGCCCCGGCGACUACGAGGCGUGGGUGCACGAGCGCGAAGAUUUCUUCGCUGCGUACAAGCGCUUCCUGACUGGGCGCGGUGGGGAUGGUGGGCGGGGUGGGUGGGCCGUCGCGCCAGCAGCUCCGCUGGCGGCUCCAAAGAUGCGUUUCACGCCCGCCCCACCGUCGCUGAGGCCUUCGUUGACGUCGGCCACCUGGGCCUCCUCCCCGACACCGCCGUCCGAAGCGCUUGCCGAGCAACCCGCCGAUUUUCGAACCAGCAUGAAUCCCCGUUCAGAGGACAGCGAUGUGUACUACGUGUAA